Messenger RNA from Trypanosoma rangeli, 2865 nucleotides. RefSeq names its product chromosome-associated protein H. Gene Ontology annotation, molecular function: chromatin binding. Gene Ontology annotation, cellular component: condensin complex. The transcript has a single exon. Lineage: Eukaryota; Euglenozoa; Kinetoplastea; Trypanosomatida; Trypanosomatidae. Gene Ontology annotation, biological process: mitotic chromosome condensation. The record is from RefSeq and is a predicted model, not a curated record. The coding region runs from base 1 to 2865 and encodes 954 amino acids.
AUGCAGGGCAACGAGAGUCAGCAGCACCAUCCCCUUCAGCGUGGGGACCACGUGACGGCGGCGACGCUGCCUGUGGACUCAUCGUUCGUAUUUGACGAGGGACGAGGGACUACUCCUUUCAGCCAGCAGGGCACGCAGCAGCCAACCCUGUCGGCAUCACGUCAGCGUCCGCGCUUUGCCACCGCACAGGACCUUGAUGACGCCCUCUUGCAGGCUAUUGAGGGCAAAAUCACCCGCAAGAAUGCGUGGGUCUCAAAGGACGCCAGCAACCUGCUGGAGGGCAUCACCCAUACGGUGGAGAGUACGCUGGAUUCCGCGACAGUCACCGACGAAUACUCCAGUUUUGCCAAGGUAGCAACGGUUGUAGAGGGCUGCUCAAAGGUGUGGACCAGCCGCGUUGACAGCACCUACCAGCGCUCCAACCAGAUGGUGCGGCGCCUGCUGCGGAACGAAGAGGGCGACGGGGACGGCAGCGACGGCGAGGGAAAUGGCGCCGACGGGUACGCGGCUGGUGAGAGCUCCGCCGCCGCCACAGCCGAGCGCAGGAAAAAGGCCGCCGAGCGCCGCACGCGGUCAGUCCGCACCAUCGCCCUGGACCCGUCGGAGAUCAACUUGGACGGUAAGGGUCGCAUGACGCUUGUCCACACUGGCGUGAACGCACAGUUUCGUGCCAUCACGGAAAAGUUUGAUCAGGGCAACGCGCAGGGUCUGCUGUUGCACAAUACACCACUGGGGAGCACAGGAAAUUUGAUCCUCGACGUGGACUACACACGUGAGACAGGGCGGGAGUACUCCGCGCGACGAAGUCGCCUCUCUGGUGGAUCACGACACUCCAAGCAAGAGACGGAGGACGAAACAUUGAUGCUUGCCGCCGCUGAGGAGUUCGAUGUCGGCCUUGACACACCCCUCGAGCUGCCUUCGUUCCCGUCUGUUUUUUCGACAGCAGCAUCGGCGAGGCACAGUCCGCAGUCCGGCGAUAAGAGGGAAGGUGGUGGGGCAGUGAGCGGUAACCGGCUGAGCGGCGGCAGCAGCAGAGUGAAUACAGAGGAGGAGGUAUGGCGACCGUCCAUGAUGCUGCCGUCGCUGCUACUUUUACCGCACACGGCUCCGCCAGAGGCGAAAGAGCCUGGGGGUGGUGGCCACGCUACGACUGCAGGGGAACUACAGGGCCAGCAGCAGCACCAGCUUCCGGAAUACAAUCACGAUGGGGAUGAUGGGGCCUGGGGAGGCGGUGUGGACUACGGCGACGCCUUUGACGAUGACGACGAUGACAACAACAACACCGGCGCUGGUCUUGAUGUUUCAAAUGGAAAUGACGUAAAUACGGAAGCGCUGUGCGAGCGUGUCGCGGCGGAGGCACGCCAUUUGGUCUCGGGCGUCACCGAGCUCAAUGCCAUAGACGGUUGCCUUUUCGGGGAGAAUCGCCUGGCACUCGAGGCGGAAGACCCCACCUCAUGGUUCCCUCUUGCAGAGCCGCCGGCCAAUGCGCUGCUGGGUGGCGCAGCAGGCAAAAACUCCGAGUUGUUGCGGCUACACAAGGAACACCGCAUCACGCAGGCUGCCGCACACUCCCAGGGCGGGUCUACGCCGGCCAACAAGCGUGCGAAGCGUGGCAAGACCGUCGCGUUUAAUCUUCCAGGAGAGUUGGCCAUUGUCUCGGCCGCAAGUGGCCCCGGCAGUGGCGGGGCUGCGGAAAACUCCUCGUCCUCGUCCUUUUUCUUAUUGGGCGGGGGCGGCGUGGACAGUUCCGCCCUCAGGCAGAGCACGACCUUCGGGAAGAACAUGACACCGCUCGGGAAGGGGCUGUUGCUCGGUAAGGAUCCAAACGCCAUUCUUGCCUUUACUCAGAGUGUUGUGCAGCGUAGCAAGGCGCAAGAGGCAGGGUUGUUGCUUCCAGAACCACCUGUGCCAGGUAAAAGCAUUCCAGCGUAUCUGCCGUAUCCAAUUCAUGUGCCAGCUUUCUUUCAGCCCUUUUCAACCUCGCUGCUGCAGUGGAAUCUUCUACGCAAGUCCGCAUCAGGCCACAGUCUCGCACUCAGCAGCGCUGCGCCCUCCCGACGCGUGAGUGGCGUCCUUGUGAAUAAUAACUGGGACGCAAAAAGAAGUGGGGACACCCAGAGUCAAUUUGGUCACGACGACGAUGAUGACGACGACGGUAGUGGAUCCGGCACAGUUGGUGCCAUGCCCGUGGAAUUCUUUCAUGGCGGUGCGGAGGCUGACGACGAAUUCAUGGGCGCCGGUGGCUUCGAUGACUACGACGAGGAUGGCGGUGUCGCCUACGGGGAUACGGAGGACCCGCUGCGGCAAGUGGAGGCCCAAAUAUUGUCUAGUUUUGAGCGGCCAGAGUUGGCGCGGGCAAACGCCGCCACAACGGUGCAUAGCGACGGACGCCGCAGCGGCGCUAGUGCGCUUGCCGACGUUGAUCCACUGGCACUGGUGCGGGUACUGCAGCCGCCUCAGACGGCACUUCCAUCGCAGGUGGACGUUGUACGGCUGCGGCAGGAGAUGUGGGGGGCGCUAGAGAACGCGAUGCGACGCAGCCCCGCCGUCCAGGUGCAACACCACGAUGGGGAGGAGCGGCGGAAGUUGGCAGGUCACAAACGUCGCCGUGUGGACAGCGCAGCCGAGGAUGGCGCUGAGGAGCCGAGCGGUGAGGAGCUGCCGCGGUUCAGCGAGGUGGUUGUGCCCAUCCUUCCGCGGGUGUCGACGAUAUCUGCGACCGGCACGCUCUCGCCGGCUUUCUUCUUCUUUUCCAUCCUUUUCCUUGCCAACGAGCACGGGGUGAUGCUGGAGAGUGUGCCGGGGCUGGACGACCUCGUCGUGCUCGGCGUGAGCGGCCCAGCAACCCCUGCGGCCGCAGAGUGA